Messenger RNA from Rhincodon typus (whale shark), 4993 nucleotides. Its product is annotated as retinal guanylyl cyclase 2-like. Gene Ontology annotation, biological process: cGMP biosynthetic process; receptor guanylyl cyclase signaling pathway; intracellular signal transduction. The transcript is spliced from 19 exons. The coding region runs from base 273 to 3659 and encodes 1128 amino acids. The record is from RefSeq and is a predicted model, not a curated record. Gene Ontology annotation, molecular function: ATP binding; protein kinase activity; guanylate cyclase activity. NCBI's taxonomy places the organism in Eukaryota, Metazoa, Chordata, Chondrichthyes, Orectolobiformes, Rhincodontidae.
CCAAACCUUAGGGAUUCCACGACGGGACGUCCGAGGAGGUGCCAUUGCCUGUGAAGGGAAGGCUGAGAUCCUAGGAACGGGCGGUUGAGUUUAAUAAUUCUUUUCGAUCUGCUUUCUUCCCCGACCACUCUUUUCAAACCAAAACAAAACAAAAAAAAACCACCGAAGGUUUUCCACGGCGUCGAGUGAGCGGACAGCCCGCAGCAGAGAGUGAGUGAGUGAGGGACGGACAGCCGGUCGAGGCGGCGGUGGAUGGCGCCGGGACGGUGAGAAUGUUCCAGAAGGUUCCCCGCGGGUUGUCCGGCCCUCAGCGCCAGGGGCUCGGGCUCGCGCUCGCGCUGCUGCUCGGUGCGGGCCCGCUGCUGGGAGCCGCCCGCUCGCCCACCUUCACCAUCGGCCUGGUGGGCCCCUGGCGGUGCGACCCGGUGCUUUCCAGGGCCUUGCCCGAGCUGGCCGCCAGCUUGGCCAUCCGAGCCGUCAACCGGGACCCGUCCAUCAGCCCGGCUUACCGCUACGACUACACGGUGCUCGACCAGGACUGCCGGACGGGCCGGGGCCUGGCCGGCUUCGCCAGGCUGGAGCGGAGAGCCUCGGGUUUCGUCGGGCCUCUCAAUCCCGGCUACUGCGCGGCGGCCGGCCUCCUAGCCGAGAGCUGGGACAAGCCGCUGGUUUCCUGGGCCUGCCCGGAUCCCGAGCCGGGACGUCGUCGUCGUCGCCGCCGUCGGGAGAGGACACACCCGGCCUUCGCCACCUUCGCCAGGCCCACGCCCUCGGCCGCCGCUGUCCUACUCCGGGUCCUCGAGCACUUCGGCUGGGCGCGGGUGGCUGUAGUGAGCUCGGAGCAGGAGCUCUGGGUGGAGACAGCCCGGGAGCUGACCGAUGGCUUGCGGCGCCGAGGCCUCCCCGUUAGCCUACUACUCACCGCGGAGAGCGGGACUGGAGCCGGAGCCCGAGCCCAGGCCCAGCCCGAAGCAGCCGCCGCGCACGUCCUGAACCGCAUCCGACAAAUGGAUGGCGUCAGAGUGGUGGUCAUGUGCAUGCACUCGGUCUUGGUCGGAGGUGAAGACCAGCAGUUAUUCCUCCAGCAAGUGGACAGGAUGCAGAUGGCUGAUGGGAGAUACGUGUUCAUUCCCUACGACACGAUCCAUUACAGCCUUCCGUACCGGAAUGCCAGCUACCCAGUGCUGGCUGGGAAUGCGAGGUUGCGACGCUCCUAUGAUGCAGUACUCACUAUCACCAUGGACUCCAAGGAUAAAGACUUCCAUCAGGUACUGGGAGAGGUUCUGGAGAAGAAUGAGAUCCGUACAUCUCUGCGGCCAACCCAGGUCUCCCCAUUAUUUGGCACCAUCUACAAUGCAAUAUACUUCUUGGCCAAAGCAACAGACAGUGCCUACCAGGGAAGUAGGUGGGUGACUGGGACAAACAUCGCCCAGCACACCAGUGGGAUGGAAUUUGAAGGAUUUAACCAGGCCUUGCAGACAGACAAAGAUGGAACCAUCAUUGCUGACUACGUGGUUUUGGACACUGAUGGAAUGGGGAGCCAACUGAAGGCAACCCACUCAGUCAACAUGGCUACAGGAGCGUUGAAAUACCUUGGCACUAACAUCCAUUUCCCACAAGGGUCAGUCCCUGGAACAGAUGCUGACUGCUGGUUUGACUCCAAGGAAGUCUGUACAGCAGGAUUGGACCCAAUGUUUGUGCUGCUGGUGUUUACCAUGGUCUCUGGUGUGAUUCUGAUCUGUGGAGCCACAAUCUAUUCCUUCAGGAAACGCUUCCUGAAACCACACCGGUCAACAGGACCCAACAAAAUCAUUCUAAAGCUGGAUGAUUUGGCAUUCAUUAAUGCACAACUCAGCCGUAAGAGACUGAACAAUGAGAAUGAAACGUCUGUUUUAGGGAGAAGUGUCUCAGACUUGAAAAGCCCAAAGACACCCAAGCAUUCGAUCUCAGGGAAAAGUCUCACGGCAGCCACUCCAGAUACCAGCAACGUUGCCAUUUAUGAGGGAGACUGGGUUUGGCUGAAGAGGAUCAGAAAUGGAAAAUUUACUGAGGUCAAACCUUUGACCAAAACUGUGUUCUCUAAGAUCCGGGAAAUGAGACAUGAAAAUGUGAAUCCAUUCCUGGGGCUUUUCCAAGACUGUGGUAUCCUCGCAAUCGUCACCGAGUAUUGCUCCAGGGGUAGUCUGGAGGACCUCAUUGCAAAUAAAGACAUGAAGCUUGACUGGAUGUUCAAAUCUUCCCUUCUUCUCGACCUGAUUCUGGGCAUGAAAUUUCUUCACCAUCGAGACCUGGUUCAUGGGCGUUUGAAAUCCAGGAACUGUGUGGUAGAUGGAAGAUUUGUAUUAAAGGUGACAGACUAUGGUUAUAAUGAGUUACUGGCGGUUCAAAAGAUUACGUGGAUGGAACCGAAGCCAGAAGACCGACUUUGGACGGCACCAGAACUUCUCCGAGACUCGAACCUGGAGCAGAAGGGAACUUUCUAUGGAGAUGUCUACAGCUUCUCCAUCAUUAUUCAGGAAUUGAUAGUGCGAGGACCUCCAUUCUCCAUGCUGGACUUGAGCCCUAAUGAUAUCGUCAAGAAAGUUCAGAAGCCUCCACCACUGUGCCGGCCCUCUGUCUCACCAGAUCUUGCCCCCAUGGAGUGCAUCCAGAUCAUGAAACAAUGCUGGAGUGAGCAACCCGAGAGACGAACCAAUUUUGACCAGAUCUUUGACCAGGACCCGGGAGAGCUGAUCUUCCUUUUUGUUCCUUCCUUGUGCCGGCAGUUUAAAAACAUUAACAAGGGCAAGAAGACAAACAUUAUUGACUCAAUGCUGCGGAUGCUGGAGCAGUACUCCAGCAAUCUGGAGGACCUGAUCAAAGAGAGGACAGAGGAGCUGGAGAUUGAGAAGCAGAAAACUGAACAACUCCUGACGCAGAUGCUGCCACCCUCUGUUGCCCAGGCACUGAAGAGAGGCGUCCCAGUGGAGCCUGAGCAUUUCGAGCAGGUGACCAUCUACUUCAGCGACAUUGUUGGCUUCACCACCAUUUCAGCCAUGAGCGACCCCAUCGAGGUGGUCGACCUUCUCAACAACCUCUAUACUUUGUUUGAUGCCAUCAUCGGCUCCCACGAUGUCUACAAGGUUGAAACGAUUGGAGAUGCAUACAUGGUGGCAUCCGGACUUCCAACUCGUAACGGGAACCGACAUGCAGCAGAAAUAGCUAACAUGUCCCUGGACAUCCUCAGCAGCAUGGGGACUUUCAAGAUGAGGCACAUGCCUGAAGUUCCAGUGCGGAUCCGAAUCGGAUUGCAUUCAGGUCCAUGUGUGGCAGGGGUGGUAGGACUGACCAUGCCAAGGUACUGCCUUUUCGGAGACACAGUCAACACUGCUUCGCGGAUGGAGUCUACUGGUUUGCCCUAUCGAAUCCAUUUGAAUGAAAGCACAGUCACCGUUUUAAAGAACCUCAACCUGGGCUACAAAGUAGAACUGCGAGGGAAGACUGAAUUGAAGGGCAAAGGCUUUGAGGAUACCUUUUGGCUGGUUGGAAGAGAGGGCUUUAAUAAACCGUUGCCGACUCCUCCAAAUCUCUUACCAGGAGCCAGUAACCAUGGCCUUAAUUUGGAGGAAGUUCCCCUAGAGAGAAGACAGAAGCUGAUGAAGGCACGCAAUAUGAAAUAGUUUGUAACAAAUGCAGACGAAGGAACCAAUAAUAGUGCGUCGGCUCUCAGGGACCUAAAGACAGUCUUGCAUUUCUGUAACACCUUUCACAGCCCGUGGAUGCCACAGACACUUCACAGCCAAUGAUGAUGCGCUUUUUCAAACUGAAGUAUAGUCGCUGUUGUAUCGUUGGAGACAUGGCGGCCAGUUGCGCACGGGAAGAUCCUGCAAGUGGCAAUGAGUUUACAACCAGGUUGUCUAUCAUUUUUGAACAAAAAUAACGUGAGUGGAAUGAUAAGUAUUGCUGUCCAGGGCACCAGGGAGGACAUAUCCCUGAAUCUCUCCGCUCCCAAAUAAUUUAGAAAUAAGGCCGUGUGAUGGUUUAUGACCACCCGCUUCUGCUCCUUGCUACCUUGAGAGGGCAGUUCAUCUGGAAGGUGGCAUCUCUGGGCAGUGCAGCAUUCCCUCAGUGCUCAGGCCCCAGGAACAGUAAUUGGACUCAGGACUGUGCCUCUGAUGGGAGAGGCCGCCAUGAUGGGGCUGCUGACAGCUGCUUCUAAAUUGUGAUUUGUGAUACCAAAAGGCACUUAAGUGGAUGCUUCCUUCACAGUGCUAGCACAUUAUUGGCCUCGCCACCUCAAGAAGUCCCAAACUGUUUUUAAGUACUUUUCGAUUGUUGUAUUAUUGGAAACAGGGCAGCCAAAUACAUGCACAUCAAGCUCCCACAAACAGCUCCAUGCUCACCACCAAAUAUUCCCAGCUCAUGCUGUUGGCUGCAAAAUAAAUAUUGGCCCCAGGAUGAUGAGGAUUUCUUUCUCUGCCCCACCUGAAAGAGGGCACUGAUAACUGUGCUGCCCCACCACCCUCCUGUCCCACAUGGGGGACAUCAGCCUGAAUGUUGUUACUCUAGUCUCUGGAGUGGGGGCCUUGACCCCACAAUCUUCAGGCUCAGGCGAGAGCGAGAGAAAGGGAGUAAGCGCUACCCAAUGGUCAAGGACUGACGCACUUCAAAACUAAAAAUUCUUUCUACAUUUGCGUCAGGCCAGCCAUUGUGAAAUGUGUUUCUCUGCACUCCGUGUGCCUUCGCCAUCCGUGUGCCCUCGGCCUCCGGAUGAGAGCCAUGGUCAAAGCUUGCACAGGUACAACAAUACCCUGCAUUCCCACGGCACCAUUGUCAGGGCACAAAGGAGAAACAAUCCCAAGGCACUUAUCAGACAAAACAAAGUGGGUGAGUAAUCUCCACUGAGGGCUGGUACAAUUGCUCAUUGCACUGGCAUGUGUGACAUCACACCCAGUGCUGUGUAAAGUGAUUAUCUUUCAGUAUUCACACCAUUAAUAAAAUCAUUAUCUUUAGC